Parnassius mnemosyne (clouded apollo) is the source of this 510-nucleotide messenger RNA. The record is from the annotation of a GenBank genome assembly. Lineage: Eukaryota; Metazoa; Arthropoda; Insecta; Lepidoptera; Papilionidae.
AUGCAUAUUUUAGACGAACAAUAUCUCAAAAACACCUACACAAUAAAGGAAGACCAUGGAUAUCCUCAUCAAGAUUAUAAUAAAGCAAAACAUGCAGAGGUGCAAGUUCAGAGACACAGUAGGCCGGCGAGUUACGCCGGAGACGCAGAGUGGCGGCGGCUUAGGGAAUCGCAAUCACGCCCGCCCGCGCACUGCUACGUGAACCGCGUGGCUGACGCGCACGAGCAAACUGCGCAGUACGCCUCCAGCAGUAUGUUAGAUGAGAUAGACAACGCUGUGAACAUAGAUGCUCUAAAGACGCGUUCCUUGCCGGCCUUCUUGCGACCGAAACCGCGUCCGCUCUCCACCGAGGACGACUUGCAACAACUUUAUGCUAAGGUAAGCCUGAGCAAGAAGCACAAGAACCGCAUGCGAAGCGAGCACGCGGCCAUCAUUGCUCUCAGCAAGUCGCACAGCCAGUUCCUCGACGCGGAUGCGGUCAUCGUGUACGAUCAACGCACCGCGCUCUAA